AUAAAAGAUUAUUAUUUAUUUUGGUCGAGGUUCACUGUACCUUAGCAUCUUCCCAACGCAACAACGGGGCUUUCAGUUCAGUAGUUGCUUCGAAAUCAACCCUACUUUUUCCGAUUUUGUUGUCAAAUUGCAGCAUCAUCAUCAAAAUCCACGCAGUUUUCGUUUUUGUUUUUCUUCCUUCUCUCUUUCGCAAUCUCUCUCUACCUAUUUUAAUGGCGAUUUCGGAUGAAUCUGCAGCAGAUUUCAAAAUUUCGCCGCCAAAUACAUUCGGAUCCGUCGUAAUCGGAGGCACCUUCGACCGAUUACACGACGGUCACCGCCUUUUCCUCAAAAAAGCAGCGGAAUUGGCUAGGGAUCGCAUUGUGGUUGGAGUUUGUGAUGGACCCAUGUUGACUAAGAAACAGUUCUCUGAUCUAAUCGAGCCCAUUGAAAGAAGAACGUGGAAUGUCGUAGACUACAUUAAGUCAAUCAAGCCAGAACUGGUAGUGCAAGCAGAACCUAUCACAGACCCCUACGGUCCUUCAAUAAUUGAUGAGAAUUUGGAGGCUAUUGUUGUCAGCAAGGAGACACUAUCAGGUGGACUGUCUGUGAAUAAGAAGAGAGCUGAGCGAGGCCUUUCACAACUAAAGGUUGAAGUUGUAGAUCUAGUUCCUGAAGAAUCAUCGGAGAGUAAGCUGAGCUCCACGACCUUGAGGAGGCUUGAGGCUGAGAAGGUCAGGGAACCUCAGCUCGGAUAACAGGUAUACCUAUAUGGAGUCUGUGGGGCCUUGAAGGCGUUGCCUUUGUAUUUAAUUAUUUAUAUGGUUGAUUUUGCCAGGAAGUUAGCAUUUCACAUACUAGAUUAGUCAAGUUUUCUGAUACGAACCGUUGAUGUUAAAGAAAUUAUGCAACCAUUCCAAGAAGAAAAUAAAUGUUGAAUUUUACUUAGUUGUCUUAUGUAGAGAAGAAAUAAAAUGAAGCUACGUUGAGUGCAA
Molecule: messenger RNA, 974 nt
Organism: Camellia sinensis
Lineage: Eukaryota; Viridiplantae; Streptophyta; Magnoliopsida; Ericales; Theaceae
Product: phosphopantetheine adenylyltransferase
Biological process (GO): coenzyme A biosynthetic process
Molecular function (GO): dephospho-CoA kinase activity; pantetheine-phosphate adenylyltransferase activity
Source: RefSeq, a predicted model, not a curated record